Lasiodiplodia theobromae is the source of this 858-nucleotide messenger RNA. RefSeq lists its product as uncharacterized. The coding region runs from base 1 to 858 and encodes 285 amino acids. The transcript has a single exon. NCBI's taxonomy places the organism in Eukaryota, Fungi, Ascomycota, Dothideomycetes, Botryosphaeriales, Botryosphaeriaceae. The record is from RefSeq and is a predicted model, not a curated record.
AUGGUCACCUUGCCUAUGCUCUCGAAGCCGCAGCUUACGCUCCCGUUCUCGAACACGCAUACGCUCACCACGCCCACAUCUCCGCUUUCUCCCUGCUGCCUCGCGCCGCCUUUCACCAUGUUCCUUCCCCUGCUUCUGGCUGUCGCCUCGAGCACCUACCUUCCUCACAUCACCCGCCGUCCUCCCUCGUUCUCCUCUCCCUCCCACGCCUCCUUCUUCCUCGUCUGCAUGGCCUUUGGCCUAUUACUGGUGAGCUUCUUCCUCCCUCUCGUGGCUGAUGCCGGUGCGUCCUUCUUCAGGUCUGUGAUGGACGAGGUCAACACCCGCCUGUUCGCGUCUUGCCCGGCUCGCGUGGAAUUGGUCCCCCUUCCCGUCACCCGGUACUGCACGCGUACCGAGCCUCUAUCGCCGCCAGCCAAGCCCAUGUGCGAUCCACCGCCCCCCGCUCUGCCGCCGUUCAUGACCGGAUGCGGAAUCCUGAAGGUUCCUGGCCGCCGCCCGCCAUCGCCUGCCACCCCUGCUCGGAAGAAGUGUGUCGCCUUCUCGUCAACUGCCAAGGUACACGAGUACUCCUACAUGAAGUCGAUCCUCCGCCCGACCCGCAGCUCGCACUUCGAACCGGACGACAGCUUCGUGGACCUCAUCGAAGACCCCAUCGAGAUUUGGUCGGCUCGCCUCCAAGUCAACAAGGAUCGUAAGGUCCUCCGCUUCGACCCUGCCCCGCAGAUCGAGCUCAUUGGUGACCUGAGGUAUGAGAAGUGGCGCGGUCCUCUCAUGGAUGAGGUGGAGGAGUUUGACAGGGGUUUUCUCAGGAGGGUGAAGUCGAGGGACUUGGAUGGCGAUGUCGAGAUGGACUGA